Messenger RNA from Peronospora belbahrii, 846 nucleotides. Lineage: Eukaryota; Oomycota; Peronosporomycetes; Peronosporales; Peronosporaceae. The record is from the annotation of a GenBank genome assembly.
AUGAUCUCUGUACGCACGAAAGUGAGCGACCGAGCGUUGCGCCGUAAGAACCUGCGCAAGAUGAAAAAUAAGAAGGACAGCAAGGUGCCGAUGCUGAAGGAUACGCUACGUAAACUAUAUAUGCGCACGCAUCCAGACUUGUUUGGACGGUACCCAGAGCAGCAGCGUACGAACGAGGAGUCGUAUAAGGAACUGCUAGGCAUUUUGGACGCCAUUGAGAAGCAUAAUGCGUUUCCGCCAGCCAAGAGGUUGGUGCUGCCAUUUUAUCUCAAGACGGCAGUAGAGGGUGAGUUCAAGGAGGUGGAUUUGCAGCUUCGGAUGACUGGUGGCGCUUGCAACACAUUAGUGGAAGAGGCGUUGGUGGAAAACUCGAAUCUGGGCUUUGAAAAGGAGCAAGAGGAUUGCAAGGAGGCGGAAAUGGCUGUAAAGCGUGAGGAGCAGCUCCGUCAAUCAGCACCGGCCUACAAUCCUGUAGAUCGCAGUGCGCCUGACGGUCACUCUAUUGAGAAGGUGCUGACGGAUUUGGACGAUACCCUUCAGCUAAUUGCAGCAAUACCUUACCUUGAUGAGGAAGAAGAGCAGCAACGUGCCAUAAAAUUGCAUUUUGAGCAGGGUGGAGGCUUGGAUGACCUUGAUGCCCAGGGCUAUACGGUCAAGGCAAGAGUGCUUAUGAUGUGGCAGGGUGAGCGGGAUCUAGAUACACUAAUCAAGAGCGUCGAUGUCGACUCAGCUCUUAUUGUACAGCGAGUUCUCAUGCACACACUUGAAAUUGAAAAGAAGCUGAAUGAGAUUAUUGCUAAUGAAGGUGUUGACGAUCACGAGAAUGCUGCUAAUGGACAGAGAUGA